Ambispora gerdemannii is the source of this 176-nucleotide messenger RNA. The record is from the annotation of a GenBank genome assembly. Lineage: Eukaryota; Fungi; Glomeromycota; Glomeromycetes; Archaeosporales; Ambisporaceae.
GUGCUUCUGAAGGGGAAGUUGCGUUGAUAGCUUCAAAUAGAACUCAAACUACUCCAGUCAAAGUAACAUCUCCACCGCGUAAUCCUGCACGAAAUGCAACUGUUACACAUACACGAAAGAUUACAUACACGACCUGGACAAAAGUCUCGGACACUCGUUCCAGUGGAAAGUGUUGA